CUUACUUUUCCAAUCUGUGCCAACAAAACAAGCCAUGUUCAUAAAUUUCUUUGUCCAGAUAACGCUAUCAGCUUUUCUGUUUUCUUUCUCCCUCUAACAAAAUUUGCCUCUUUUGUUUAAACCCAGAUCUUUCUUCUUCUUGUUUUUUUUUCUCAUUUUCUCCGUUUCAUUCAUUCUCCAUUUUGAAAGAAUCUUACUUUCUUCUUUGUACUUCUUCUGGACUCUUCUGGGUCUUCUUGUUUCAGAUCUACUAGCUAAAAGGAGCACAAAGGUGGUUGGGUUUUUUGGUUUGUUUUCUUAACUUUGCAUUGCCUUCUUGAAAAGAAAAGCUCUGCUUGUGAGAGAAAAAAAGUAACUUCUGUCUUGAGACUCGUUUUUGAGCCUUUCUUCUUCUUGCUGCUUCUCUGAAAUUGUCUGGUGGAGGCUAAUGUACAAAGAAGAUUAGAAAACGUUUGGGAUAUUUCUGUUUCUCUGUAGUAGAACACUGUCUCUCUUUGUGAGAUUCAGUUGCAGUGAUCGAUUUACUGGUUGAUUUUAGGAUUCUGUGAGUGCCUAUGUCGAAGCUGAGGAAAAAGUUUCUGGAACUUCUUCUAUGUGUGUUGAUUUUGUUUACUUAUGUUAUUGGCUAUGGAGAAUCUCAGUCCAAGAGUUUUCUUAUAGAUUGUGGCUCAAAUACUACAACCGAAGUAGAUGGAAGAACAUGGGUUGGGGAUUUAUCUCCCAACAAGAGUGUGACCUUGCAAGGAUUUGAUGCCAUUACUGCUUCGACAUCGAAAGGAGGUUCGGUUUUUGGUGAGAUAUAUAAGACUGCUCGUGUUUUCGAGGCUGUGUUGAACUAUACAUUUGAAGGUAUAACUCAAGGGAAUUACUUUGUUAGGCUCCAUUUCAGCCCUUUCCCCAUUGAAAACCACAAUGUGAAUGAGUCUUCUUUCAGCGUCUUUGCUGAUGGUCUGAGACUGAUGCUUGACAUCAACAUCGCGGGAGAAAUCGCGCAUAAAAAUCUCAUCUUGGAAAGCACUGGACACAAUGCUACUGCCUCUUCUUUGGUUAAAGAGUUUCUGUUACCUAUGGGACCAGGAAAACUGGUUUUAAGUUUCAUGCCAGAGAAAGGGUCUUUCGGGUUUGUCAAUGCUAUUGAGAUACUUCUUGUUGAUGAUAAGCUUUUCAAGGAAUCAGUUACUAAAGUUGGUGGAAGUGAAGUGGAGCUUGGUUUGGGCAGACGCGGGAUCGAAACUAUGUAUAGGCUAAACGUUGGUGGUCCCAAGCUAGGUCCAAGCCAAGAUCUUAAGCUUUAUAGAACAUGGGAAACAGAUUUAAGCUACAUGGUGAUUGAGAACGCCGGUGUAGAAGUCAAGAACAGCUCAAAUAUCACAUAUGCUAUGGCUGAUGAUUCCCCUGUGGCUCCUCUUCUUGUUUAUGAAACUGCUAGGAUGAUGUCAAACACUGAAGUCUUGGAGAAACGGUUCAACAUUUCUUGGAAAUUUGAAGUGGAUCCUAAUUUCGACUACUUGGUCAGGCUUCAUUUCUGUGAGCUUCUUGUUGAUAAGCAAAACCAGAGGAUAUUCAGGAUAUACAUAAACAACCAGACGGCUGCUGGUAAUUUCGAUAUAUUUGCUCAUGCGGGCGGGAAGAACAAAGGUAUUUAUCAAGAUUACUUUGAUCCGGUCUCCUCUAAGAACGACGUUCUCUGGAUUCAACUCGGACCUGACUCAUCUGUCGGUGCUUCUGGAGAUGCUCUUCUGAGUGGUCUUGAGAUUUUCAAGCUCAGCAAAAAUGGGAAUCUUGCUCAUCUCAUCAGGUUUGAUUCCACUGGUCACUCGGUAGAUGACUCGAAGAUGCGGAUUAUUUGGAUCAGUGUUGGUGCUGGUAUAGCAACUAUCAUUUUUUUCGUGUUCUUGGGAAUCUUGGUAGUAUGUUUAUGCAAGAAAAGGCGAAAUAAAUCAAAUGAGUCCAAAAACAAUCCUCCCGGGUGGCGUCCUUUGUUCUUGCAUGUCAAUAACAGUACUGCAAACGCCAAAGCAACAGGAGGCUCGCUGAGACUGAACACUCUUGCGGCAUCUACAAUGGGUAGGAAGUUUACACUAGCCGAGAUUCGUGCAGCCACCAAGAACUUUGAUGAUGGUUUAGCUAUUGGAGUUGGAGGGUUCGGUAAGGUCUACAGAGGAGAGCUUGAAGAUGGAACCCUCAUAGCUAUAAAACGAGCCACCCCACAUUCUCAGCAAGGACUUGCUGAAUUUGAAACCGAAAUCGUGAUGCUUUCAAGACUUAGGCAUAGGCAUCUUGUGUCUUUGAUCGGGUUCUGCGAUGAGCACAAUGAGAUGAUCUUGGUUUAUGAGUACAUGGCAAAUGGAACUCUGAGGAGUCAUCUAUUUGGAAGCAACCUUCCUCCGUUAUCAUGGAAGCAACGGCUUGAAGCUUGUAUAGGCUCUGCGCGAGGAUUGCAUUACCUUCACACAGGCUCUGAGAGAGGAAUCAUUCACAGAGAUGUCAAAACAACAAACAUACUACUAGACGAGAACUUUGUAGCAAAGAUGUCUGAUUUUGGGCUGUCCAAAGCUGGACCGUCCAUGGACCAUACUCAUGUCAGUACAGCUGUGAAAGGAAGUUUCGGGUAUCUUGAUCCUGAAUACUUUAGAAGGCAACAGUUAACAGAGAAGUCAGAUGUUUACUCUUUUGGUGUUGUGUUGUUCGAAGCUGUUUGUGCUCGAGCUGUUAUAAACCCGACUUUGCCUAAAGACCAGAUCAACCUUGCGGAAUGGGCUUUAAGCUGGCAAAAACAGAGAUCUCUCGAGUCUAUCAUCGACCCAAAUCUGAGGGGAAACUACAGUCCUGAAUCGUUGGAGAAGUAUGGGGAGAUAGCAGAGAAGUGCUUAGCGGAUGAAGGGAAGAACAGGCCAAUGAUGGGAGAAGUUUUAUGGAGCUUGGAGUAUGUUUUGCAGCUUCAUGAAGCUUGGCUGCGCAAACAGAAUGGAGAAAACUCGUUUUCGAGUAGCCAAGCGGUAGAAGAAGCGCCAGAGAGCUAUACUCUUCAAGGUUGUUCCAAUCAAGAUUCCUCAGAAACUGAGAAGAGCCAAACAGGAUCAGCUCUUCACAACUUGGCCUAGAGGAAGCAAUUGGAUUGACCAGCGCCAAAAUAAUUCUUUUGUUCUUUUGUUAUAAUUAUUGAUUGUGAUCUAUCCAGAAGCUCUUACAGAGCUUGUAAUAUACAGUGCAAAUAUAAUUUCUUAGAAGUAUUCGAUUUAUCUUUCUUUACA
Molecule: messenger RNA, 3254 nt
Organism: Arabidopsis lyrata subsp. lyrata
Lineage: Eukaryota; Viridiplantae; Streptophyta; Magnoliopsida; Brassicales; Brassicaceae
Product: probable receptor-like protein kinase At1g30570
Biological process (GO): protein phosphorylation
Cellular component (GO): membrane
Molecular function (GO): protein kinase activity; ATP binding
Source: RefSeq, a predicted model, not a curated record